AUGGAUCAAACAUCACUAUACAUAAACACUGCUCCCCCAUAUCUGAAAUUGAACCAGAAUGAAUCAUUACCUGUUGUGAUGACAAUUGCUGGAUCUGAUUCCAGUGGUGGAGCUGGUGUUGAAGCUGAUAUCAAAACCAUCACUUCCCAUAAGUGUUACGCCAUGACUUGCAUCACUGCUUUGACUAUUCAAACACCUACAUCAGUUUAUGGUAUUCAAGUCACACCAAAACAUGUUGUUUCGAAAAUAUUGGAUGUUAAUUUAAGAGAUAUGAGAUGCAAUGUGAUCAAAACUGGUAUGUUAACUACAGAUGCAAUCGAGGCGAUUGAAACCAAAUUGAAAGAAUAUGAUAAUGGUGAUAUUAAAUCAUCGAGACCAAUACUUGUGAUUGAUCCCGUAAUGGUUGCAACGUCAGGAUCAUUUCUAGCCUCUGGAGAUUUGAAAGAUUUGUUAAUAGAAAAGAUAACUCCCUGGGCAGACUUAUUAACCCCUAAUAUUCCUGAAUGUUUCAAACUUAUUGAUAGGGAGAUGGAUUUAAAAAACACUCAAGAUAUUUUCAAAUUAGCCAAGGAAGUCUCUAUAGUCACCAAUUGUUCUAAUAUCUUGGUUAAAGGUGGUCAUUUACCAUGGAAUGAAGAAAAGAAACAUAUUAUCGAUAUUUUAUACAUUGGAAAAGAGAACAAAUUUAUUGUAUAUGAAGGACACUACACAGAAACUAAGAAUACUCACGGAACUGGAUGUACUUUGGCUUCAUCUAUUGCAUCGAAUUUAGCUCUAGGGUAUUCAUUAACUCAUGCUGUAUAUGGUGCAAUUGAAUACGUUCAAAAUGCUGUAAGUAUCGGUUGUUAUGUUACAUCAGAAAUUGUCAAGGAGAAUGGUCCAAUUAACCAUGUUUAUGCUAUUGAAGUACCACUUGAAAAAAUGAUGAAAGAUGAAUGUUUUAGUGCUCAAGAAUUGAUCCCUAAACCAACAAGUAGCACAUUUUCAGCCAGUGAAGAUUUCUUUACCUAUCUUAUUAACCAUCCAAAGGUCAAACCACAUUGGGAAUCGUACAUUAAUCAUGACUUUGUAAAACAAAUUGCUCAAGGAACAGUUGACAGUAAAAAAUUCAAGUUUUUCCUUGAACAAGAUUAUUCAUAUUUAGUAGAUUACGCUAGAAUUCAUUGUAUUGCUGGCAGUAAAGCACCAACCUUAGAAGAUAUUGAGAAAGCAUUAUCAAUUGUAGGAAGUGUUAAACAAGAAAUGGAAAACCAUGAAAAGAAAUUAAAAGAAGCUUUUGGAGUCACUGGAGAAAAGUACUUAGAGGGAAUAAAGAAGGGACCUGCUUUAAAAGCCUAUUCAAGAUAUUUCUAUGAUGUUUCUAAGAGGGGUAGUUGGGAGGAACUAGUUACUUCCUUAAAUCCUUGUUUAAUGGGUUAUGGCUAUGCUUUAAUACAACAAGAAAAAUAUAUUGUGAAAAACGAAGGAAGUAUAUACUAUGAUUGGUGUCAAACUUAUAGUUCUAAAUGGUAUCGUGAGCAUGUGGAAGAGGGUAGAAGUUUACUGAAUAAAAUUGGUUCCAAGUGCCCACCAUCUGACAUAGACAAACUUGUCAACAUUUAUGCAGAUGUCUGUGAGUUAGAGACUAAAUUUUGGGAUGCAGCUUUAAAUUAUGAAGAGUAA
Molecule: messenger RNA, 1662 nt
Organism: Tetrapisispora phaffii CBS 4417
Lineage: Eukaryota; Fungi; Ascomycota; Saccharomycetes; Saccharomycetales; Saccharomycetaceae
Gene: THI20
Product: trifunctional hydroxymethylpyrimidine kinase/phosphomethylpyrimidine kinase/thiaminase
Exons: 1
Coding region: 1-1662 (553 amino acids)
Biological process (GO): thiamine biosynthetic process
Cellular component (GO): cytosol
Molecular function (GO): phosphomethylpyrimidine kinase activity; hydroxymethylpyrimidine kinase activity; thiaminase activity
Source: RefSeq, a predicted model, not a curated record